AUGUUUAGGAAGGGUAUGAACAUGAAAAACUUUGGUUUAUGUGUUGCAAUGGUGCUGCUUCAAUCGUCAUAUGGUGCAUCAGUUAUCCUUGUUAAAGUUGCCUUUGAGAGGGGCCUCAAUCAAUUUGUUUUUGUGGCCUACCGGCAUAUAAUUGCCAUGUUUGUAUUAGGCCCCUUUGCUUAUGUACGCGAAAGGGAACAGCGCCCUUCACUGUCAUAUUCACUGUUUGCAAAAAUAUUUUUGCUCUCAUCAGUACGGACUACCAUAUACUUCAGUGUCUUCUAUUUCGGUUUGACAUAUACUUCACCAACCGUAACUUCUGCCUUGAGCAAUGUUAUCCCUAGUUUGACAUUUCUCAUGGCAGUUCUUCUCAGGAUGGAAAAGGUAAACAUUAGAAGCGCUAGUGGUCAAGCAAAAGUACUGGGAACAAUAAUCUCCAUUGGUGGGUCCUGUUUUACCUUCUGGAAAGGAGGGUGUCAGUUGAAAGACUUUGUGGACGGGCCUCUGAUAAACAUCCAUAGCACCAAGGGUUCUGUAGGAGAGUUCAGGCACGGAAAAGAAAACUGGCUCAAAGGUUCUUGUCUUAUUCUGAUUAGCACCAUUGCAUGGAGUGGAUGGCUGAUUCUCCAGGUGAUUAGAUAGAUACGUGGCUUCUAAUAUUACGAUUCAAUACGACAUAACAUAAACUUCUAAAUGGUUUUUUCCUUUUUGGUACAGUUCAUUUCGUUACAGGGAACAGUAACCAAACUGGUACUUGCU
Messenger RNA from Theobroma umbraticum, 759 nucleotides. NCBI's taxonomy places the organism in Eukaryota, Viridiplantae, Streptophyta, Magnoliopsida, Malvales, Malvaceae. The record is from RefSeq and is a predicted model, not a curated record.